Messenger RNA from Exophiala aquamarina CBS 119918, 1422 nucleotides. RefSeq lists its product as uncharacterized. The transcript has 2 exons. NCBI's taxonomy places the organism in Eukaryota, Fungi, Ascomycota, Eurotiomycetes, Chaetothyriales, Herpotrichiellaceae. The coding region runs from base 1 to 1422 and encodes 473 amino acids. Gene Ontology annotation, biological process: mRNA 3'-end processing. The record is from RefSeq and is a predicted model, not a curated record. Gene Ontology annotation, molecular function: RNA polymerase II C-terminal domain binding. Gene Ontology annotation, cellular component: RNA polymerase II, holoenzyme.
AUGUCAUUCACGGACGAAGCUCUCAAAGCCAAGCUCUCGACUCUAAAUGAGACUCAGGAUAGCAUCGUGUCGGUCUCACAAUGGAUUAUGUUCCAUAAGCGCCACGCAGAUCGCAUUGCCAGCUACUGGUUGACCCGGCUGCGAGAUUCACCACCGCCAAAACGACUCAACUUUAUUUACCUUGUCAACGACAUUGUGCAAAAUGCGCGAGCGCGGAAACGCUCCGAGUUUCCUGAUGCAUUCGCACCGUUGAUGGCAGAGGCUAUCCACACAGCCUACCGCUCUAGCCCUCCCGACAUUCAAGGGAAAAUCCGCCGCGUUGUUGACGUUUGGCGUUCACGCAAUGUUUUCGAACCUCCUAUUUUGGAGGCUAUCGAAGCCCGAACGGAUGAAAUUGACAAAUCAAAAGGCUCUUCAGGGAAGAAGACUCUGAUGGGACAAUCCCUCUUCACUUCUACGUCCUCCGCCGGCAUGCCAAAAGAGCUCGAAACCCUCGCACCGCUCCAGAUUGCAGUGACGAAGGAGACUAUUUCCGCCCGUCCAGCCAUCGACACAGCUCAAUCUGAGUACAUGAAACUAAACGACCCAUCUGCCGCCCUUCCAAGCCCGCCCGUCCAUGCGGCCCGUCUUUCAAGCCUCAUCAAAUCAUUAGUCGCGGCAGAGUCAUCUGUUUCGGCGAGCAUCAAGGCACGAAAAGCCUUGAUCGCUGACCUGGAACGGAUACUGGAGAUCAACAAGGGUGCGCUUGCGAAGGACGAGGAGACGUAUCUAGAGCUCGACAGUCGAAAGACAAGAACGGACGCCAAGAAGAGGGAAGUAGAGGAUGGCAUUAUUCGAGGCCUAUCUUCUGCUGAGGGCCCAGCCGAGACCACUAUACCCGGGGUCGGCGCCAUUGGCGACGAAGUCUUCUCUCCAGGCCUAGACAAUCCGGCGUCCGCAGAUGACGGCUUCGGCCGGCCUGAAAUCGAAGAGUUGACCCCAGAACGUGAGCUGGAAGACGAUACAGGAUACAACCCCUUGGAAUCCCUUGCAACUCCCUCUCAAGCUCAAUCGCGCAACAAUCCCGCCGUCGCGGCUGCACUAGCUAGCUUCGGCAACCCCUCUGCGGCCAGCGACUACAGUCCGUCACAGCAGCCAACCAACACCGGGAUUAGUGGCUACGUCAGCAACGUCUCGCGCGUACGCUCAUACAGUGGAAGUGGUGGAGGUCUCAACGGUCUGAGUGCGAAGAGGAGAAAGCUCAGUCAUGGCGAGGACGAGAUGGUCCCCGAUCUAGGCGAAAUGGGCAUGGAGGGUUUCGGCCAAGAAUCGGCUUUUGCUGCUGCGGCGGGUGGUGGUGCCGACACUCACCACGGCGAUUUUCUGAGCAAUCUCGACGAGGAUGUGGAUGAGCUGUUGAGGCAGGAAGGCGGCGGCAGGUAA